AUGGACCGCAUUGUAACUAAUAGGGUGAUCUCAAGGCCAGUGUGUACCCAAUGCCUCCAGCACAAUCGGAUAUGUGACUGGCCUGAGCAGCUUAAACGUGGUCCUGCAAAAGGCUAUAUAGAGUCCCUGGAGCACCGGUUGCAAGAAACAGAAAACGUCUUGCUUAAUGUGCUCUCCCAGAUCUCGGACGCUCAACUGUCCGCCAGUAUCGCUCAAGGCCAGCAGUAUAGAACAAGAAACAACAACGGUCACUUGCUGUACUCCCCAGUGCCCCGUCUAGGGAGAAGAGGCGCGGAGUACUGGAAAAGAUUUCCUCUGGACACUCCCCAUAAUGUCCGCGAAUGGCAAUAUGACUGUCUAGAUCAAGGCUUAGAACCUUCAACGCCUAGCGUCUCUGAUAAUAAUACCAGUCUGCAAUUAUCAGGAGCCGAGUUUGCUGAAGAAACGAUCGUUGAGUCAAACAAUCAACGCGAGCCAUCCGAAUACCCAUCUUCGGACAUGUCUCAGACUGAGUUCAACACCAAACAAGGUGAAAAUAACGGCGUACCGCUCUCCCCUAAGACUACAAGCCCGUUACCUCCCAAUUUCAGCAGAAAAUCGGGAAAACCACCCCCUACGAAAGCAUUUCGAUCUAUCCAAAGUGAUGUAGGGCUUCAGACGAGACGCCAUACCGUACAGGCCCAGCCAGAGACCCUAGAAGGGCUCAGUACCACGCCGCAGGAACCCAACUUUUGGAGUGGGGCGCCGUCUGUCAACUUUCAACAACAGUUCCUCUGGUAG
Aspergillus pseudonomiae is the source of this 780-nucleotide messenger RNA. RefSeq lists its product as uncharacterized. The record is from RefSeq and is a predicted model, not a curated record. Lineage: Eukaryota; Fungi; Ascomycota; Eurotiomycetes; Eurotiales; Aspergillaceae. The coding region runs from base 1 to 780 and encodes 259 amino acids. Gene Ontology annotation, biological process: regulation of DNA-templated transcription. The transcript has 2 exons. Gene Ontology annotation, molecular function: DNA-binding transcription factor activity, RNA polymerase II-specific; zinc ion binding.